CUCCAUGUGUGGUACAAACAAUACAGGGGGUGACGUGGGGAACAACCAAAGAAGCCAGAGGCACAGACUAGCUUUGCUACCUCGCAACCUGCUGGCUUUAAAAUCCCAUUUCCCUAAAAUUAAUCACUACCCAAUUCAAUUCACUGCGCUCUCUUUAAUCACUCGCAAUCUUCUCCAGAUCUCUCUCUCUCUCUCUCUCUCUCUCUCUCUCUCUCCCUGUGUGGAUGCGCAGAUAGUCUCAGAUAGAUAUAGUGAUGGGUGGUAGUUGUUUUAAUGCUUUGCAUGGGUUGAAGCCAUUGAUGUUAAUGCUGGUGGUUCAGUUUACAUCUGCUGGAGUCAACUUGUUCUACAAACUGGCCGCUAAUGAUGGAAUGGACAUCAGGAUUAUUAUUGCCUAUCGCUUCAGUUUUGCCACCGUUUUCCUUGCUCCUAUUGCUUUCUUCGUUGAAAGAAAGAGCAGGCCAAAGCUCACUCGGGUGGUACUCCUCCAAGCAUUUCUGUCUGGCUUGCUUGGGGGAGCAUUGUCACAAAAUUUGUACAUUGCAAGUUUAGCGUUAACGUCUGCAACAUUUGCUCUCGCCAUAAGUCAACUCAUCCCGGCCAUAACUUUUGUUUUGGCCAUCUCCUUUGGGUUGGAGAGAUUGAAUUUAAGGAGCGUAGGAGGGAAGGCAAAGGUGUUGGGAACAUUAAUGGGAAUAGGUGGAGCAAUGCUUAUGACCUUUUACAAAGGUCUGGAAAUCCACUUAUGGACCACCCAUGUUGACCUUUUGCAUAGUCAUCAGCAACAACCACACUUGGAGGCAGCAGCUUCGCAUGAGUAUGCUCAUCGUCUGUUAGGUUGUCUUCUGGCUCUGGCCAGCUCGUUGGGUUACGCCUUCUGGCUAAUUAUUCAGGCUAAGAUGGGUGAGAAAUACCCUAGUUUUUAUUCAAGCGCAGCUCUAAUUUCACUUAUGGGGUCAAUCCAGUCCCUUGUUUUUGCCCUCUGCGUCAACAGGGACUGGAACCAUUGGAAGUUGGGUUGGAAUAUUAGACUUCUAACAGUCUUAUACCUGGGGACUGUGGGUACUGGAGUAAGUCUGACAUGUACUACACUUUGCAUAAGCAUGAGAGGGCCUUUGUUCGCGUCAGUUUUUGGGCCUCUGGUUCUUGUUCUUGUUGCCCUCGUUGGCUCUUUGGUGUUGGACGAGAAGCUGCACCUCGGAAGUGUGCUAGGAGCGGUUCUAAUCGUUGGCGGCUUAUACGCUGUUCUGUGGGGAAAGAGCAAAGACAUAAAGAAGGUGAAUCAAUCGGUGCCAACAACAAGCUAUGAGGAGGAAUCUGCAGGAUCUGUAGUUGAAAUUGUUUCAAUGCCUCGGGAUAAUAAUAAAGGCAAUAACUACAUGAAUGAGACCGUCACAAAUAGUCAACAUGAUCGCAUAGAAACCUAGGUCGAUACCCAUGGAGAAUAAAAAAAUGGUUCGAAGGAACCACUAUUAGGAGAUCUCAAGACCUACGUACGAUGGAAUGAGAGAUCGAAGUUUUUAAAACAAAUUAUAUCUAUUGUCAUCUGGUGACUCAUGACUGGUUUGAUUAAAACAGUGUGUACGUACCGUACGUUGUUCUUUUUUUCAUGUCCUGGGCAACCAGUAAAUCCAACGCUACUAGCUACUUCAACCUGGAGCUUCAACUCUUGUUCAGAGAAGGAAAGAGAUGCUGGACACAUCAGCUCCUUUGCACACUGAUUAGAUCUAAAAUAUAUAUUACGGAACAUGUAGAUCAUGUAAGGCAAAGGAGUGAAUUUAAUUUCAUACCAAAAUCGAAGUCACCGGAAAACAUAAGAGAUACCAUGAGCUUUCAAAGCUUGAUUCGUUGUCAUCAUUGAUUGCAUGGAGAACUGGCUUUGUUAAUUAGUACAGGCAAAGAGUCGUUCAUGACUUACCUUCAUGAUGCAAGCUACCGGCAGCCCCUCAAGGUUCUAAUGUUCUA
Messenger RNA from Rosa chinensis, 1965 nucleotides. RefSeq names its product WAT1-related protein At1g68170. The coding region runs from base 255 to 1427 and encodes 390 amino acids. The transcript is spliced from 7 exons. The record is from RefSeq and is a predicted model, not a curated record. Lineage: Eukaryota; Viridiplantae; Streptophyta; Magnoliopsida; Rosales; Rosaceae. Gene Ontology annotation, molecular function: transmembrane transporter activity. Gene Ontology annotation, cellular component: plasma membrane.